Messenger RNA from Malurus melanocephalus (red-backed fairy wren), 8227 nucleotides. RefSeq names its product natriuretic peptide receptor 3 (gene NPR3). Gene Ontology annotation, biological process: vasodilation; regulation of blood pressure. The record is from RefSeq and is a predicted model, not a curated record. Gene Ontology annotation, molecular function: peptide hormone binding; natriuretic peptide receptor activity. The transcript has 8 exons. Gene Ontology annotation, cellular component: membrane. Bases 17 to 1579 code for a protein of 520 amino acids. Lineage: Eukaryota; Metazoa; Chordata; Aves; Passeriformes; Maluridae.
CCGGGGGGCGGGCGCAAUGCCGCCCUGGCUGCUCGGCAGCCUCUGCUGCGUGCUGGCGGCGCGGGCGGCGCUGGGCGGCGGCCCCGCGGGYGCGGAGGAGGAGGAGGAGGAGAAGCUGAUCCGGGUGCUGGUGCUGCUGCCGCAGGACGACGCCUAYCUCUUCUCGCUGGGGCGGGUGCGGCCGGCCAUCGAGUACGCGGUGCGGAGCCUGCGGGACAGCGGCGCGGGUCUGCCGCCCGGCUACGCCUUCCAGCUCACCUACGAGGACUCGGCGUGCGGCAACCGCGCCCUGUUCAGCCUGGUGGACAUGGUGGCCCUGCAGCGCCGCCGCCCCGACCUGCUGCUGGGGCCGGUGUGCGAGUACGCGGCGGCGCCGGUGGCGCGGCUGGCGGCGCACUGGGACGUGCCGAUGCUGUCGGCGGGAGCGCUGGCCGCCGGCUUCGGCGCCAAGGGCGGCGAGUACUCGCACCUCACCCGCGUCGCGCCCGCCUACGCCAAGAUGGGCGAGAUGCUGCUGGCCCUYUUCCGCCACCACCAGUGGAACCGGGCCACGCUGCUCUACAGCGACAGCAACCCCGAGCGCAGCUGCUACUUCGCCAUGGAAGGUGUCCAUGUGGUGUUCCAGGAGGAGGCCUUCCACAUGGCCGUGCACAGCUUCGACGAGACCAGCCGGCACCUCGACAUCGACGACGUCGUCCGCGCCCUGCAGACGGGCGAGAGGGUUGUAAUCAUGUGUGCCAGCGGUGACACUAUCAGGAACAUCAUGUUGGCUGCUCAUCGGCAAGGAAUGACCAACGGGGACUAUGCUUUCUUCAAUAUUGAACUCUUCAACAGCUCAUCAUAUGGAAAUGGCUCUUGGAGAAGAGGAGACAAACAUGACCUUGAAGCCAAGAAAGCAUACUCAUACCUCCAAACCAUCACUCUGCUGAGGACUGUGAAGCCUGAAUUUGAGAAGUUUUCCCUGGAGGUGAAAAGUUCUGUUGAGAAGCAGGGUCUUCAUGAGGAUGACUACGUGAACAUGUUUGUGGAGGGAUUCCAUGAUGCUAUUCUUCUUUAUGCUCUAGCUUUGCAGGAAGUCCUGAAGAUUGGUUUCAGUAAGAAAGAUGGGGAAAAAAUUGUUCAGCAAACACGGAACAGAACAUACGAAGGCAUUGCAGGGCAGGUGUCCAUUGAUGCCAAUGGAGACAGAUACGGGGAUUUCUCUGUGAUUGGAAUGACAGACCCGGAGGCGGGCACACAGGAGGUGAUCGGGGACUACUAUGGGAAGCAGGGGCGAUUUGAAUUUCGAUCCAAUGUGAAAUAUCCGUGGAACCACGGCAGGCUGCGACUAGAUGAAAGCCGAGUUUCAGAGCACACAAACAACACACCGUGUAAAUCAUCAGGUGGUCUCGGAGAAUCAGCAGUUACAGGAAUAGUUGUGGGCGCCCUGCUUGGAGCAGCAUUGCUAAUGGCUUUUUACUUCUUCAGAAAGAAAUACAGAAUAACCAUUGAGAGAAGAACUCGACAGGAGGACUGUAACAUGGGGAAACAUCGGCAGUUACGUGAAGACUCCAUUAGAUCCCAUUUUUCUGCUGCAUAAAGARGAAGAAGAAUCCCAUUCUUCCUAGGGAAAAAAAGAGAAUUAGAGAAAAGGACACAACCAAAGACAUCAGUGUAAAAAGAAGAGGCGCUUGAAGAACUCACUCCUUUAAGCAGUAAUUUUGUCUUAAUUUGUUUCAGAAGCUCAGGAAUGAUUUACUAAUCACAUUAUGCCRCAUGGCCUUUCAUCUCAUGAAAAAAGAAAAUUAUGCAGUUUGCUGUUACUGGAUGUACUUAAUAUGUAAAACAGUAUGUCUUAAGGMAUAUAUUAAGGCUAGCAGAUAUGAGUUUAGUUGAUGGGGGAUGCCUCAUUCUGAUCCUUUUUUUUUUCUUUUUAGCUUCUACCACCUCCUUCCGUAUUUGCAUCUCACCCUUGGGUAUCAAAUAUGGUUUCAGAAGCACAGGUGCUGGUUGCUGCCAAAAGGAAAAAAGGGAUUGAUUUGGGGUGUGAUCCUGCAUCGCUGAAUCACUGCCAUUGAUAACAGGGGAUAUGAAAUUCAGUGUACGGGCCUUAGUUCUGGGAGGGAACUGGCACUUGGUUGUAAUUAGCUCCACUGAGAAAGUCAGGCAGGUGGGAACACACAAACCAUUCUUCCCUGGUUUGUGUGGUGUCACAGUCAAAAGCACUGUUUCUCCCUCUUGGGUGGUGGGAUUUAGGAAAAACUCCAGGGAAGGRUGAGGAGUUUCACAGGCGUGAAACAGUGACAGAGAAGACAAUCAAGUCUCUGGGGAAGACUGGUUAAUUCCUCAGUCUGAUAUGUUUUGUCAGACUCUUUUCUAGCCAUUGCCAUGACUUUCUAGAGGGGCAAAUAUAACCCAUGGCAGGCUUGCUCCUGUUCCCAGUGAAGUCAAUGGCAAAAACCCAUUAACUUCAGUGAGCACAGGACUGCAUCCAAAACUGUAAAUAUGAAAGUGUUUGUAUAGCUGAUGCAAUUCAAAAGGGGAUUUUUUUUUUGGUGUAAAAAUGACAUUCCAUGCUACCAUUUUAUUUUUUAGGAUAUUUUUAAUCUUGUAUUUUUCUAUUAAAAUAUCUAUUUUUGCUUUGGUAGGAUUAAAAAUUAAGGAAGAGGAUGUUUUGAAGACAUAUUUUUUAUGAUAGGAGUAAUAUGCAGGGAAAGUCAACAGCUGUAAAUACAUUGAAGAACCAGUGGUUAGGGGAGGAGAAAUGGCUGUGCAUGGUAACAGAUGUUUUGCCCCACUUUUUUCUUCAGGCAUGUGCAACAUUCAAAUGGUUACUUAAACAACAAAAAUGCAGUUAUUGAAUUGUCUGUGUGAUGAUCGCCCUGAUGCUGUAAAUAAUACAUUUUUCAAAUGUUAAAAUGUCCUCCAGAUGAUGGUGAGAUUUAACUAUCCAUGUGUGUACAAUUAAACACCCAAGGAGCUACCUUCAGGAAUCCUGUGUUAAAACACAAUUCUAGGGCUGACUUUAAUCCUGCUGCCAUCAGUGUCCCUGGAACUUUUGCCAUUUAUUUKACCAGGAGCAAAACUGCAUCUGUGAUGAAUUAGCUACUGACAGGUUAUUUUACACUAGACAAAGGAGAGCUUUGCACUUUCUAGUCAACAAAUGGAAAUGAACAGUACUUACUGUAAAUGUGGUGAAGAAGACUCAUAAAAAUAUUGUCAGUGGGUAAACAGAGCUAUGACUGUGGUUCUAAGAGUGCAUGAAAUAUUUUGGUUUAUUCUAUUCUGAUUUCAUAAGCAGAACUUUCUGGUCUCAGCAGUUGUAGCCAGACUUGAAAGUAAUCUCAAAACUGGCUCUGAAGCCUAAUUUCUACAAAACUUCUAGGCUUUGAAAAGCCAGAGUGCCAAUUCUGAGAAAYCACUUUGGGUUACCUGAAGUGAAAGAAGAGCAAAAACUGUUUAUGUCCRCUUUCUGCUCCCUUUUGUUUGUUGUUGGACAUUUUUUUUCCCCUCAUAUUUCACUUCUUUCUUAGCAUAUAGAGGGUUCACCUGCCCUUGGGAAAUACUGUCCUAUGUCCCAGGCAGCCAGAGGGUAAAGCCUCCUGUACAGGAAAUUGAUUUCCAUCAUCCCCUUUCCCAGUCUGAGCCUGUGUGACUUAUCCAAAGGUGCUUUAGCCAAAGCAGUGGGCAGUUUUCUGAAGUGUUCUCCUUAUUUCAUGGGCACCAGAGCAGAGUGGUAUUCCCUUUAUUUCAUGGGCACCAGAAGUAGGCUAGAGCAGCAUUCCAACAGCUAUGGACUUGGGGAGGAAAAAAGUCUUCCUGGUCAGUUUCUGGAUGUUUUUCUUUUCCCCCAAGCAGYUGAGUUUGUCUAGGCCCUGGGCUUACUUAAGGUUUGGUGGGUUUUUUAGCUAUUUUCCAAAGUGCUUUUGAUCUGCUUCUGGUUUGGUAAAAAGGCCUACGAGAAUCUUGACUUUCUUUUACCCAUUUGUCUGCCUUGCCACAGAAAAAAAAAGGCAAGACAAUUUUUUAAUGUGUAGAGAAAAGAGGACAUGAUUUGAAGCAUAAACUUUUUUUGAAAUUAUUUUUGUUGUGACUAAAAAAAAAAUAAAAAAGCUAUUUAAAAAAAAGAAUAGUGAAAUGUCACUUUUUAAUUAGAAAAAUUGUAAUUCAGAUCCUUGGUUUUAUGUAGGGUGUUUAAAUCACAACCUCAGGAAGUGUUUCUGUGAGAUGUCUGUUGGUGGGAUGCUGACAGAGGCUUUGCCAAAACUCUGCAUCCCAGCACCUCCCGAGAAAGGUGAACCUUUUUUUGCCCCUUAGAGCAUUUCAGAUCAGUGUGUUUUAAUGUUGGCAGAUUGAAGCACACAAACAUAUGAAUUUUUCCCAUGGAAGUGUGGAGAUCCUUUAAGACAUUUCACAURAGUAGAUUCCUUCACAGCAUAAAUAAACUCGCUCUUCUUAGCUGCCUUUCACAGGCCUCUUGCUAAUAGUUCCCAAAUCUUUCACAGACUAUAGAUCAGAGGCUGCCCUGAGUUUAGAUUAUUCAGCAGAGGGAUUCUUUACUGGCUGAUGCACUUUUCCUUUCUGGUUCAUCUGCAUUAGCUCAAUGCCACAAUGUUUAGGCUCCGAACUCUGUAAGGGAAUGUYUAAUCAAAAUAAUAAUAAUUGAUUCUCAAAAGAGGUUUCAAAACCUACAUUUUUGGCUUCAACAAAUUGCCCGUAUUACAAACAUACAUCUGUACUACAGAGCAGCACAAGGAGACCCUUGACUCAGCUCAGCACUUCAGAACACACUUAAAAUAUGCUCAACUUCAGCUUCUAAGUGCUUUGCUCACUUGGGACUAAAGGGUAUGAUCCUGGCUGUGCGAGAACCAAAGGGAAAUUUGAAUUUAAGAAAGGCUGGCCCUUUAGGCCAUGUUAAUUCUCACAGUUGUGCCUCUUAAAUUGAGAGCUAGUGGCUUCAUACUGAUGUUUUCAAACUUUUUCAAGUUCUGCUCAUUAARUAUUUUUUUAAAAUUAUUAAACAGUGGUCAGCUUAACAGCUGAUUCACCUCAGAAUCCUCUUCCUUGCAGUUCUGUGGACCAUUUUCCUGCCUUUUUGCCAUUGUAACUUGAGCAGCUAGGUUUCCAUUGCAAGGGACAAAAAUGAAGCAGAACUUUCAGUAGUAUCUGUGAUUUAGUGUCCUGAAACCCACAGUGUCAGGGUCAGAUGUCUAGGUGCUUUGUCCUGGGCCACUGUUAGUUCUGGCAGUUUUGUUUAUGGACAGUUUGUGUGUCCUGAGUUGUUUGUGACUGCCACCAUCACCAGUUAAUUACCAGUUCCUGCCCUGAUGUGCUUGAAAACCACACCCAGCUGAGCUCGAAAAACAUUCAGUUUGUUAAAACUUGUCAUUUAGAGUGGUCUGUACUUUGCAAGAUUGUGGCCAGAAUUCAGUUUAUUAAAGAAUCACAUUAAUUCAUUUCUGAAAAUAAAUUGUGUUCAUCUAUGUUCAGYUGGUCCUUAAGCAGUAUGUUAUUGCUUUAUUGGAAGUAUUUUGUAUUUYUGGUUUUUUUAGAGUAAUUAAGAUGUAGCUAAUGCUUUGAAAACAUUUGUACUGGACAAAAUAAGAGUGUUCUCYCUGACAACAUGUUUUACUGGGAGGCUGAUCUCUGAUUCAUUUUUUGGCUUAGAAGUGCAAUCACACUCUCACUAAGCUGACAAAAAAAAACCCUCUUACAGAUUCAGUGGAAGUAAACCCAGGCCCUGAGUGGUGUCUUCAGGCUUGAAGCAGCUCAGAGCGAGUUUCUCAGCGUUGCUGCAGAACAGGCUGCAUCAGCCUUAGCUGACCUUGGCUCCAGCGAUGUUUUCACCUCAUGAAUGCCAUAAUGCUCCUGGAAAGCCAAGAAUAGACAUCAAAGACAGGAAGCUAAUAGUCCUGGUCAUAAAUUUCUUUGGCAAUUCAGUCCACCUUUUCCGGAGCUCAAGACAGUUCCACAUCCUUCACUGCCCUCCUCUGUGCUUCACAGUGUGGCUGUGUAGCCAUUCUGGUUCUUUCAGUAGAGCAGUUAAGGGUUUUUUUUCUCAUUUUCUCCCCGAGUAGAGCAAACAGUCUUUAGCUCCCUGGUUUUUUUCAUGGCCUUUUGUCUAGGUUCAGAAGUCCUUUGAAAAGAGACAUCCUUUUCCAUGAUUYAGUCAGAAAUGCUCCCUCUUCACUGAGAGUGUUGUCUUUUAUGUAAUGUUGGUUCAUUGCUGCCAGCACACCUCGUGCUGGUCCCUGGCCAUGCCAGCAGCUAUCAGACAUCUAACCUAGAACUUCCUGUUGGGGACUUUUUAUUCCUGUUGUCAUUGCUAUAAAGCAAUGUCAAAUCCAGUAACCAACUUCCCCACUGCAAGGCACAGAAAUGGGAUCAGAAAUACAAGUUUCUAAUGGUACAUUACCUUUUCUGUUGGCUAGCAACAUGCCSUAGUAACUCACAGAGCCAUAAAGGGUCAAAUUUCAAAGUGCAUGUUCGGUUGGAGUCAGUUUUAGCCCUUUUAAGAAACAAAGAAAUACAGGAGUUACUUUUUGGAAUAURUAUUUAAAGACAUGUUGGGAAAAGUUUUGCUUUCAGAUAUGCUGUGUGUGUCACCUCUCCUCCCCCCACUUUUCCUUCUUGCUGUUGAAAGCACAAAAAAGAUUUGUGUGUGUGUGAAACCUUUCACGUGGAAGRAUGGAAGAGUUUGCACUAUGCAUAUCCCUGCUUAGAGUCAGAAAUUAAUUCAGAUCGCUCGAGGGCUGAAUUGUUUUCCAUUCUCAGAUACCUUUUAACAUCUGAGCUCUGAGACUGAUGAGAAAAGAUUGUUGAAAUUAAAACAAAUAGCUGUUUGUGAGAGACCUCAGACCUGGCUGUCUACAGGGUCAGCAAGCUGUGCAGCAGACAUUGAUGGUGUCUGUUCUCUUCUAAAGAGCAGCAGAAAACCUGAGCACUCUGGUUUGCCCCAGUGAAGCCUUAAGUCUGUCAUAAAUGCAGCUCUCUCUUUGUCUCACCCACAGAGGAAGAAAGAAAAAAGGUUAAUGUUGGUGUUUUUAUGAGGUUAUUGCUGGUUUUGGUCAGGAAUAUAAGGCUGCCACAGUUUUGAGGCUUUCUUGGGCUAGUGUUUAAUUUUGUCCAGUGUAUCACCCAUGUAGACUUUUAUCAUGCCUUUACUUCUUCCAGAAUUUACCUUUUAGAAGGUCCUAACUGACACAGAACGAACUUACAGCAUGAAGAACUAGCAAAAAGGAGAAGCUUACAGUUCCCUCAAAAUCUUUCACUAACCACUAAAUUGAUAUUCUGCAUCAAGGGCAAAUUAUUCUUAAUAGCCUGACACUGUUACAGUUUGUAUGUUAAGCUAUAUUACAUCAGAAAUCUUAGGUGGAUUCAUUAGAUGAAAAAUCUUUGAAAGGCUUAAAUCUGCUCUGUGUGAACUGUUCCUUGGUGUUUCUGUCAUGUGAAUGUUUCUAGGGGACACUUGAGCAAGCGACAAAAAUGUACCAAAAUUGAUAUUUAGGAAAAAAAAUAAAUCUUAUUUUAGGGAUUUCUUCUGUAAUCUAAUCUCAACUGGUUUGCACAGGGAACACACAAUUCUGCUGCCCACCCCCCAGCUAUGGACAGAGGUUUUGCUGAUGUUGUACAGCAGCAGCAGGCACAACGAGCUCAGCUGCAUUGGUUUCUCUUUGGGGAUGAUCUGGACUUCUCCUUCUCUCAAAAAAAGGGAGUCCUCACUGUGCACAUCUGAAAGUGCUGAGGAAACUCAGAGUGCCAGGAUGAAGGCAAGGGUAGAAUUUGCUGUGUUUCUUGUGUGCAGGGUGUAACAAAGACUAACAGGACUCAGGAUAGACUCUGUGGACAGGAACUUUGUCCCCUUUUUUUUCAGUGAUAUUGUUCACUGUUUAUGGAAAAAAAACACUGGACAACAGAGAAACCUAGUGCCAGUCUAGCAGAAAACAAAUGGAAAGCUGCACAGUAUAUUGUACUGAUGUAAGUAGAACUAUCUGCAUAUAAUGUGAUUUUAUUUAUUGUUGUUUUUGUGUAGAGGAGAGUGCGUAUUCAUGACUGUGGAUAUAACCCUUGUUUAUUUGUGUAAUGUAUUUUAUUUCUUCUAUGAGUUGGUCAUUUAAAAUAUCUACAUUCACUGGUGUCCUUAURCUUUUUUUCUGUGCGUCUUCUUUCACACCUUUUAAAAAUGCAAGAGUAUCACAUAACCUAAAUUGUAACAAAAUGUUUCCAUUAAAGACAUAUGAAUAUGUUA